CGCGUUGCACGCAUUGUCAGUUCUCCUCAGUUUCGCUCGGAUAUCCGUGGCAACGAGUGACCUUCGUGCCGAUCGAGUUCGCCGAUCAUUCCCCUCUUUCGUCGAGAGAGAAAGAGAGAGAGAGAGAAAGAGAGAGAGAGUGAGGAUUGCCGCGUGUCGAUCGUCAGCGCGAGACCGGCGUUAUCGGGCGUCGCGACGCGCCGGAGACACGCCUGUCGCCGAAAAAAAAGACGCGACUUCUGUGUCCGACCGAACACGCGUUUUCGUCUCGUCGGUUCUUCUAUUUUCUUUCCGAAACGCGAUCGAAAUCUCUCUCUCUCUCUCUUUCUUAAUCCGCGCCGUGUCGACGCGGGUUCUUCUUCGUUACAAAAGUACGCGUGAUAGUCGCAAAUCGCACGGAUCGAAAAGCAAAAAAAAAGACAGUGGAAUUGAAUCGGGAAACCGAAAAGUUGGAAGAAAGAGAGAAUAUACAUGAACAUCCGAUUUUCGCAGAUUUUCGAAUGACACGACGUGCGGCAAUCAAGGAGCGAUUUUAUCGUGGACGCGAUAAGACGACGAGAACCGGAGACAAUAAGAAGGAGAACGGGACAAUGAUCCAAGGGGAUGCACGUAUCACGCCCCGUCGGCGCUUUUCAAUUACGCGAAUCUAGAUCGCGUGGCCGUUAGCGAAUUAAGCGGGCUCUAUGCGGGUCCGAGGAUGUGAAAGAGGAUGCGAAUAACGAUCCGCCUACUGUACGAUGAGAAAUCGGGUCUGGAUCAAAUCUCGAGGCCGGAAUAACGACGUAACGGUGGCAUGGAGCGCGGAAGCGAGGAAAACUGGAAAUCGUCGAUUUAUCCGAUAAACGCGUCUUGACUCUCCUCGGCACGUCGUGUCAAUUUUCGCUUUGUGCGAGAGAGAAAUUCGCGGCCGCGUCCGCGUAUAUAUAUAUAUAUAUAUAUACACUGCCUGUAAAAAAACUCGAUUACUUCAGAAUAGAUCGAGAGAUCGGGAAGACGGGAAUUACACACACGCGCGAGGGCACGCGCGAGAAAAGAAAAAUCGAUCCAGCGCAUCGAAACGCGACUAUGUGAAACAAAAAAAAUGAGGUGUCUAAUCUUGACCCUCGGUCUGCUGGUUUCGGUGCAAGGACCUGUCCGGUGCACGGCCGAUCGCAGGAUACACGAGAAUCGCGCUUCGGAGACGCCCGAUUCUUCAAUACGUGGGAGACCGUACUUCGACGUCUCGGCGUCGCGCAACGUAACGGCUUUGGUCGGCAAAACGGCCACUCUCAAUUGCCGAGUACGGAAUUUGGGCGAUCGCACGGUGUCAUGGGUGAGACAUCGGGAUAUCCAUCUUCUCACCGUGGGCGUCGAAACGUACACCUCGGACCAGAGAUUCGUCGCGUCGCAUUUUCCCCGCACGGAGGACUGGACGUUACAAGUAAAAUACCCUCAGCGACGAGAUUCCGGCACAUACGAGUGUCAAGUGUCUACGACGCCGCCCAUAGGUCACUCCAUGCUCCUCUCUGUUGUCGAGCCUGUGACGAUGAUCAUCGGAGAGCCAGAAAUGUACAUAAACAAGGACAGUACGAUGAACUUGACUUGCAUCGUGCGACACAGUCCCGAACCACCGCUGACCAUUCAUUGGACUCACGAUCAUGAGGUGAUCAAUUAUGACAGUCCGCGAGGCGGGGUAUCGGUUAUCACGGAGAAGGGUGAGGUAACGACGUCGUAUCUUUUAAUUCAGCGUGCUCAACCGGCGGAUAGCGGACAAUACACCUGCCAUCCCAGUAACGCUAACACAAAGACGGUCUUGGUCCACGUACUUAAUGGGGAACAUCCAGCCGCGAUGCAGCACGGCGGCCAGCUAAGAUUAGCCAAUUUACCUUUUGUAAUGAUCUCGACGACGCUUCUGACCUUCUUGAAUCACCCUUAUUAGGAUGUAGAGGCGCUGGACCAUUAUUAUUAUUAUUAUUAUUAUUAUAUAUAUAUAUACACAUAUGUGUGUGUGUGUAUAUAUAUAUAUAUAUAUAUAGUUAGCAAGCGAGAGAUACUUGUUUCAAAUUUCUCUAUUUUUCUUCUUUCUUGGCGUAUACUGAUUGUCUGAUUUUCCUCGAGAAAAGAUAGCGUGACUAUCUAUCGUUGAACCUCGCUCUCUCUUUCUUUCUCUUUUUCAUAUACACAUGUAUGUACAUAUGUGUGUGUAUAUAUAUAUAUAUAUAUACAUAGCGCGCUCGUGUGAAUAGACGAUCGAUAAAAUAAACUGCAAAAGUUCGAGUCUUUUUCCAAUAACGUGAUUUAUGUUACAUUUGUUGUUUGAAUAUAUGCUGUUAUUAAAUGCCUGUUAUUAUAAUCCAUCAUUCUUCGUAAUUUAUUGUUAUCGAGUGGAGUACAACUUACGUAAUUAAUAUGUUCUUUAAUUAUAUAUGUUGAGAGACAAAUUCUGUCUAUAUGUGUGUCGUUAAAAUAUUUCUUACCGCGCGUUUCUCCAAAACGCUUCGUAUGUUGUUCAGAAAGUCAGUAAGAACGCAUCUCUCACAAAAAAUGAUUCGUACAGACGAACGUAAUAAGCAAACAAGAAUCUCAGUAAAACCGUCGCGAAAAAGAAAUGACAAAAUAACAAAAAAAAAAAAAAAAAAAAAAAAA
Molecule: messenger RNA, 2625 nt
Organism: Pseudomyrmex gracilis
Lineage: Eukaryota; Metazoa; Arthropoda; Insecta; Hymenoptera; Formicidae
Product: Down syndrome cell adhesion molecule-like protein 1
Exons: 6
Coding region: 1082-1918 (278 amino acids)
Biological process (GO): synapse organization
Cellular component (GO): neuron projection membrane
Source: RefSeq, a predicted model, not a curated record